AUGGCAGAAGUGGAGCGUCCAGAAGAAAUGAUGGAUGAAGAGCCUAUGGAAGAGGAUUCCCUCAUGACCAACGACCCAGAUGAUGUGGAAAUGGCUGAAGGGAUGGACGAAGAACAAGAAGAAUAUUGUGGCGACAAAUCGAAGAAGAGCAAGAAAAGUCGAGGACGGAAGUCAAAAAGCGGAGGGAAGAAGAAACUAGAAUAUCCUGACCCAUCAACAUCUACGUCCGCCGAUAUGUGUGCAGCCCUUGAUGUUCAAGAUGUGACCAUAGAAUACACAGAAGAGGAUUACAAUACAAUAACAAAUCUUAAGGGAUUCAUCCACCGCGUCCGCCCAACUAUUCUUGAGGCUAAUCCGAAAUGCAACGCUACAAAAGUCUAUCCGCUCAUCCAAGUGAAGUAUCGUGAGUUCCAAGAGGAAUUGGCUGCUCAAGGUCGCUCUCAAGCUGUGAAGAAGACAGAGAAACGUCCCAAGCCGCCUCCUGAACAAGACAAACUUGUAGCUCCUAUAAAAAUCAGAAUUUCUGCUCGGAAGAAGCGUAAGAACGAGUCGGACGAAGAUGGUGGUACCGCAGAUAGUGACCAAGAAUUUGAAUCUCUUCUCAAACAACACGAGCAUCAGCUCGAUGAGGAAGAGAAGGAGAAGGAAGAGAGGAAGGCUAAUCGCGCUGCUCAUCGCGCUGAUAAGAAGAAACAAGCAUUGGAGAAGGCCCAAGCUAACCGUAAAGCUAAAAAGGCGAAAGGAGAAGAGGAAGAAAUUGAACAUCAAGAUUAUUGUGAGGUAUGCAGGCAAGGGGGAGAAAUAAUCUUAUGCGACACGUGUCCUCGCGCUUAUCAUGUAGUUUGUGUUGAUCCUGAGAUGGAACAAGCCCCUGAAGGUGACUGGAGUUGCCCUUAUUGCGAGGAACAUGGUCCUCCGCCACGAGAAGAGGAGCCUGUUAAAAUCAACAUGGAGUACUGUAGAGUCUGCAAGGGCACUGGUUCUCUAUUGUGCUGCGAUAACUGUCCUAGCUCUUUUCAUGCAUACUGUAUAAAUCCACCAUUGGAGGAGGUUCCAGAGGACGAGUGGCUGUGUCCCAGAUGUACUAUUCCCGAACCAAAACAACGUCCAGAGAAGAUUCUUUGUUGGAGGUGGAUUGAAAUUCCAUAUCCAGAUCCUAUUGAGGUGAAGCCAGGCGAGGAACCAGACAAAGAUGCGGUAAUGCUUCGUCCUCCUCGUAAGAUGGAACCACGUCGUGAAAGGGAGUUCUUUGUUAAAUGGAGGUACAUGUCUUACUGGCACUGUGAGUGGGUCAGCGAGACACUUAUGGACGUUUAUUUUACAGCGUUGGUUCGAAUGUACUGGCGCAAAUACGAUUCCGAAAAUCCUCCAGUAUUUGACGAAUCGACUGCUCAACGACACCACAAAGACAGUGAUCCCUACGAACUCCGCGAGAAAUUCUAUCAGUACGGAAUAAAACCAGAAUGGAUGCAGGUCCAUCGCAUCAUCAAUCAUAUGCAGUACGGAAAAACUCAAUUCGACUAUCUAGUGAAAUGGAAGGAACUCGCCUACGAACAAGCUACAUGGGAGAGAGACGACAUGGAUAUCGCUUAUUACGAAGACGCGAUCAACAAGUAUUGGAUCCACAGGGAGAAGAUGUUAGGAGAACCAAUUCCAAAGCACAUUGCGAAGAAAAUUGCUGCACAGCGAGAGAAGAAAGGGCUUCCUCCACUGGAAUCUACGGACGAGCCAAUGAGCAAAAAGAAGAAACGCGACAAACCUAUUGUUGAUAUCCGGAAGAAGUAUGAAGUGCAGCCUGACUACAUUUCCGAAACUGGAGGAACACUUCAUCCUUAUCAGCUGGAAGGUAUCAAUUGGUUGCGGCACUGUUGGUCAAACGGUACUGAUGCUAUUCUCGCCGAUGAGAUGGGUCUGGGAAAGACCGUGCAGUCGCUUACGUUUCUAUACACCCUUAUGAAGGAAGGUCAUUCCAAGGGACCGUUCUUGAUCGCGGCGCCGCUUUCAACCAUCAUAAACUGGGAAAGAGAGGCAGAACAGUGGUGUCCAGACUUUUAUAUUGUCACUUAUGUUGGGGAUCGUGAUUCGCGAAUGGUAAUACGUGAACAUGAGUUCUCAUUUGUUGAAGGAGCAGUGAAGGGUGGUCCUAAGGCCUCACGCAUGCGUUCACAAGAAAAUAUGAAGUUCCACGUGCUUCUCACUUCGUAUGAGUGCAUCAAUAUGGAUAAGGCAAUAUUGUCUUCAAUUGAGUGGGAGGCUCUGGUGGUUGAUGAGGCUCAUCGUCUAAAGAAUAACCAAUCUACGUUCUUCAAGAACCUCCGAGAAUACAAUAUCAACUAUCGUGUGCUCCUUACUGGAACUCCGCUUCAAAACAAUUUGGAGGAAUUGUUCCAUCUCCUGAAUUUUCUCGCUCCGGACCGCUUUUUCGAUUUGGAGUCGUUCACGCUCGAAUUUGCUGAAAUCUCCAAGGAAGAUCAGAUCCAGAAACUUCACUCGCUUUUGGGUCCUCACAUGUUAAGACGUCUCAAAGCAGAUGUUUUGACGGGCAUGCCAUCAAAGAGUGAACUUAUUGUUCGAGUGGAACUAAGUCCUCUGCAAAAGAAGUACUACAAAAACAUCUUGACACGUAACUUUGAUGCUCUUAAUGUCAAAAAUGGUGGUUCUCAGAUGUCUUUAAUUAAUAUCAUCAUGGAGCUGAAAAAGUGUUGCAAUCACCCGUAUUUAUUCGCGAAAGCUAGCUUAGAAGCUCCAAAACUGAAAAAUGGAAUGUACGAAGGAACUCAACUUAUCAAGAACGCUGGAAAGUUUGUUUUACUCCAGAAAAUGAUGAGGAAGCUGAAGGAUGGUGGACAUCGUGUGUUGAUCUUCUCCCAGAUGACUAUGAUGCUGGAUAUUCUUGAGGAUUUCUGUGAAGUAGAAGGGUAUAAAUACGAACGCAUUGACGGUUCGAUUACGGGUCAAGCAAGGCAGGAUGCCAUCGACAGGUUCAAUGCUCCCGGUGCUCAGCAGUUUGUAUUCCUUCUUUCCACUCGUGCUGGAGGUCUCGGAAUUAACUUAGCAACUGCAGACACUGUUAUCAUAUACGACUCCGACUGGAAUCCUCACAAUGAUAUUCAGGCAUUUUCGCGAGCCCAUCGUAUUGGUCAACAAAAUAAAGUGAUGAUUUACCGUUUUGUAACCAGGAACUCCGUGGAGGAGCGUAUUACUUCGGUAGCUAAGAAAAAGAUGCUUCUGACUCACUUAGUCGUCAGAGCAGGUCUCGGUCAAAAAGGGCCAAGUAUGAGCAAGUCCGAACUCGAUGAUGUGCUUAGGUGGGGAACAGAAGAGUUGUUCAAAGAUGAUGAGCCAGCUCCCAGUGAGGGUGGUGAAGGAGAAGGUAAAAAAGCCAAUGAGAAUGAAAUCGUGUGGGAUGAUGAGGCUGUAGAUGCUCUUCUUGAUAGAACAAGAGACGCAGAUCUAAGGGAUAAAGAUGGUGAGAAGAAGGAGCACUGGACCAAUGAGUAUCUCAGCUCCUUCAAAGUUGCUACAUAUACGACUAGGGAGGCUGAUGAUAAAGAAGAAGAGGAGGAAGAUGAGAUGGAGGUUAUAAAAGAAAAUGACAAAGAACCCGACCCGGACUACUGGGAAAAGCUGCUUCGCCACCACUACGAGCAGGACCAGGAGAUGGAAGCCCAGAAAUUAGGCAAAGGUAAACGUCUUCGAAAGCAGGUCAAUUACGCAAGUGAGAAUAUGGGACAAGAUUGGCAGAAAGAGCAGCAAACCAAUGACGAUGACGAUUUGUCUUCAUAUGACGGAGGAUCUGAAAAGGCAUCCGGCGAACAUUCUGACGACGAUUUCGAAGGAAUUGGAGGAGAGAGGAAGAAGAAGCGCGAAAGAGAGUCUGAGAAGCUCCCACCACUUCUUGCGAAAGUUAAUGGCCAACUGGAAGUUCUUGGUUUCAAUCCGCGUCAGCGUCGUGCCUUCUAUAAUGCUGUUAUGCGGUGGGGAAUGCCUCCACAGGACGCUUAUCAAUCUCAGUGGCUUACUCGCGAUUUGAAGGGAAAGUCUGAGCGGGCGUUUAAAACAUACACAUCCUUAUUCAUGCGUCACCUUUGUGAGCCUGGUGCAGAUACGCAAGAAACCUUCAAUGAUGGUGUUCCAAGAGAAGGGCUUAAUAGACAACACGUGCUGACUCGCAUUGGCAUCAUGAGUCUUAUCAGAAAGAAGGUGCAAGAAUUUGAACAGGUCAAUGGCGAGUGGUCGAUGCCAGAAAUGCGAGCAAAGGCUUUAGAAGCGGCUGGAGCUAGUUCAGUUAAAACGACAUCGUCUUCAAAAGCAAGCAGUCGAGAGCAAAGCGUAGCUCCUGAUGACAGGAAAGAGGAUAGCAAUGAUGUUCCUACAGAACCGCCUGAAUCAGUGAAGACUGAAGCUGAAGAUACGCCAUCGACCGCACCCGACUCUAAAGAAGACUCCAAUACAACACCAGCUGUUGAGGAAGAGAAUGAAGAACAAUCUAAGAAGAGUGGACGUCUUCCUUUCAAGUUUAACAUUGCAGAUGGAGGUUUCACCGAAUUGCACACUUUAUGGGUAAAUGAAGAGAAGGCAGCUGUACCUGGUAAUGAAUAUGAAAUAUGGCACCGGCGGCAUGAUUACUGGCUGCUCGCUGGAAUUGUCCAGUAUGGUUAUGGAAGGUACCAAGAUAUACAGAUGGACCCAAGGUUUGCUAUUAUUAACGAGCCAUUCCGUCAGGAACAAGGGAAAGGAAAUUUCCUUGAGAUAAAAAACAAGUUCUUGCAAAGGCGCUACAAGCUUUUGGAACAAGCACUUGUAAUUGAAGAGCAGCUGCGACGGGCAGCUUAUAUGAACCUGCAGAACAGCACCACAGAUGGUACUGCUCAGCUAGCCCAACGGUUUGCCGAUAUUGAAAAUGUGGCCGAUUCCCACGCAAACGUUGCAAAAGAUUCUGCGGCAGGAAACAGAAACGCUAAUGCUGUCCUACACAAAGUUCUCAAUCAACUUGAAGAAUUGCUGUCGGAUAUGAAAGCCGAUGUUUCUCGCCUUCCUGCUACGCUAUCCCAACUUCGUCCUGUCACCCACAGACUUGCUAUGACAGAAAGACAAAUCCUCUCGCGUCUCACUUCAAAGGAUCCUGAUGCCAUGGCUGGGAGGUCCCCUCUGCCUCCACCUGGCCCUUUUGUAACGCCAACUCUUGGACAGCAGCUAUCUGGAAUACAACCUAAAUUUGCUGCACUUCAUCAACCCGGAAAAAUGUCGAGUGGAUCAGCAGAUACUACAGAGGCUCAUUCGUCCUCAGAGCCACCACAAGAAAAGAAAGAAGAAACUGAGGAGUCAACUUCGAAGCCAGCCGUUGAGGAGGAAGCCCCAAUGGACCUUUCAGCUCCGCCAACUGCUCCUGUCACGAAUACGUCAACAGAACUUACGGAAAAAGCAGAAUGA
Molecule: messenger RNA, 5433 nt
Organism: Necator americanus (New World hookworm)
Lineage: Eukaryota; Metazoa; Nematoda; Chromadorea; Rhabditida; Ancylostomatidae
Exons: 40
Coding region: 1-5433 (1810 amino acids)
Biological process (GO): negative regulation of transcription by RNA polymerase II; chromatin remodeling
Cellular component (GO): chromatin; nucleus
Molecular function (GO): ATP binding; DNA binding; ATP-dependent chromatin remodeler activity
Source: RefSeq, a predicted model, not a curated record